Molecule: messenger RNA, 1316 nt
Organism: Oldenlandia corymbosa var. corymbosa
Lineage: Eukaryota; Viridiplantae; Streptophyta; Magnoliopsida; Gentianales; Rubiaceae
Source: the annotation of a GenBank genome assembly
CAGGCCGUCAGACAUAUUUCUCAGCACAGCAGCAGCCGAGGAAAGGGAUUUUCACCGGCGGUUUCGGCUUAAUCUGCCGUAAGUUUCUGUUUCAGGCUUCCAUUUUCGUCCCUUAAUCUCCCAUUUAUUCGCUACAGAUGCUGCUUAUAAGCCUCGGUUAUUUGGUCAAUUAUUCGAUGCAUUUAUGAUUGGAUUCUGAUCGUUCUUUUUAUGUUCGUAUCUGAAGGUGAAUUUAACUUUUAGGGCAUCGUUACAUUUUCGUUUUUUUUUUUUGAAAUUACGACUGGUGGUCGAGGAUGUAGUCAGUAGACAUUUUAAUCUGUAGUUUGUUCUUUUAUUCUUUGUAAGUGGAGUUCUACUUCAAGCGAAGAUGGAAUUUUCCUUUGAGAUCAUGCACAUUUCUAGUUCAAUAAUAGGAAAUAUUGUAGUAUGAUUUUUAGCUGAACCCACUUUUUAUAAAUGUAAGAGCUCAAAAUCGCACCAUGUAAUUCUUUGUUUAAGAAGGGAAAUAUUAGCCUUGUCUAUUGUGCUGGUGGCUGUAUUACGCUUUAUGUGGUUAAUUUUUAUACAUGUACUGCAGUGAAUCUGAACAUUUGAUUACCUGGUUUAACCUGUUUGUAAAGCUGUAUUGUUUGGGUUUCACUAGGAGAGUUGCUGAGACAUUUUUGUUUGGUGCAUGUGUUCUCUAGCAGCUUGCAUUUGUUAGAAUGGUGAGAGUUUCUGUCUUGAAUGAUGCUCUCAAAAGCAUGUACAAUGCUGAAAAGAGAGGAAAGCGACAAGUGAUGAUCAGGCCAUCUUCAAAAGUCAUCAUCAAGUUCCUCUUGGUCAUGCAGAAGCAUGGAUACAUUGGUGAAUUUGAGUAUGUUGAUGACCACAGAUCCGGAAAGAUUGUGGUUGAAUUGAAUGGUAGGCUCAACAAAUGUGGAGUCAUUAGUCCUCGUUUUGAUGUUGCUGUCAAGGACAUUGAGUCUUGGACUGCCAGAUUGCUCCCAUCUAGACAGCUUGCAUUUGUAACAAUGGUGAGAGUUUCUGUCUUGAAUGAUGCUCUCAAAAGCAUGUACAACGCAGAAAAGAGAGGAAAGAGACAAGUGAUGAUCAGGCCUUCUUCAAAGGUCAUCAUCAAGUUCCUCUUGGUCAUGCAGAAGCAUGGGUACAUUGGCGAAUUUGAGUAUGUUGAUGACCACAGAUCUGGAAAGAUUGUGGUGGAAUUGAACGGUAGGCUCAACAAAUGUGGAGUCAUUAGCCCACGUUUUGAUGUUGCUGUCAAGGACAUCGAGUCUUGGACUGCCAGAUUGCUCCCAUCUAGACAGAGCUAG